AUGGACAAGUCAGUGCUCAAACAUAAAGAAAAGAAAAGGAAAUCAAAAAAGGAGAUAAGUGUGGAAGGUGACUUGAAAAUUGGUUGCAGUGAUGGGAUUGUAGAUAACAGACAGAAAAGGAGAAAGCACAAAGGAGAACCAGAAGGAGAAUACUCCCUGGAUAUUGGAAGAAGGAAAAAGGAGGAUGCUGAAAUCUUAGUUGGUGAUAGUGAUCAAGUGAGUGAAUUGACAGAUGUUGUUAAGAAGAAGAAGAAGAAAAAACUUGAUUAUGGUGAUAAUGUUGAUAACAGCAAGAAGACAAGAAAAAGAAAAGCAGAACCAGAAGAAGAAUACACCCUGGACGUUGACAAUAGAAAGAAAAAUGAAGUCAAUGGAGAGUCAGAAGUCGUCAAAAAGAAGAAGAAAAAGAAACCAAAAGAUGAUCCAGGAGGGAACUCGAAACCAGCUAUACAUCCAGGUCUUAGUUACCUACGUGCAUGGAAUAAUGACAAACAAAAUUGGAACUUUAAGAAAGUGCGUCAAGUCUGGCUUCUUCAGAAUAUGUUUGACCAACAACAGGUCAGUAAAGCUAAAUGUAUCUGCUUUACUUUUUCAUUAUGUUUUCCCUUAUGUUUUAACCAUUUUUUCUUUAAAAUAUGCCAAUUUUCUUAAAAAAGAUCCAAGAACAUGGUAGGUCCAUUGAAGGAUAUAAAGACUAGCCCUACUGUACAGGGUGCAGAGGAAUUAUUUGUGACCUUAAUUGCAGUUAAAUUUUUCAGUUGGCUGCACCAAUCACCUUUGUUUGCUGUAGAAUCACCCUGUUACAUUUUUGUUAUGUAACAUAUUUACAUGUACUGCAGACCAAAAGGACUGAGGAUGCCAAUAUUGGCUUAGAUUGUAUACUAAAAACCCUUAAUGACUGGUCCCGAGGGAAAUAGUUAAUUUUGUUUCCUGUGAAUCUCAUUGUUUGACAACAUUGAGAUUUCCUGAAAAAGACAUUAAACCUCGCUGUAAUAAAUGGCAGAGGUCGGUGAACUUUAAUGGGUUUUUUGAAUGCGUCAUCUUUCAGGUGACAGUCGCUCUCACUAAAUGAUGGAUAAUGUUUUGCCAGGUUUGUAACUGGAUCGCAUGACAGUUUGAUCGGUCAAGUUCAAAUUCGAUUCCACAGUAAACAAAGGCGAUUCAUGCUAUCAGCUAAGUAAAAUUUAACUGCGGUCAAGGUCACAAAUAACUCCUCUAUGCCCUGUAUAAUUGUGGGCAACGGACAAAAUACUUGUUUUGCUGUUUCUUUACCAAAAAUUUAUGUCCUGUUUGGGAUGAGAUCUCAAGUCCUGGUAUUCUGUGGCACAUUCCCGUAUAGGCCCCCGUGCAAGGGCUAAGAAAGGUGGAUGUAAAUCUUACAACCUACAUAACAAAUAGUUUGUUUUCAGUAUCCACUAGUUUGAGAUUUAUCACACAGCUUGCUAUCAGAAGAAAAUGGGAACAUCCUUUAUACUCUCUACACAGUUACUCUUUAAUACCGGAAAUUAGUAGAGGAUGGCAGACAAAUUUUGGCCAAAAAAUGACCUGGAAACAAGAUUUCGCCUAACCUGCGUAGCAAGCGUUUCCGCGCGGUUUCGGAGUAAAGAACAAGGAACGAGAGUCAAAGACCGCGCAAAAAAAUGGCGUGAGUAAAAGGGGGGGGAGGGGUGGGGAAGAAAGGAAGGAAACCUACUCCCUCCCCCUACCCCUUCUUUCAUUUUUUGGCUGUCGUUCCAUUUUUCGCGCGGCCAAAACCGAAAAUCCCAUUCCUCGGUCUUCCUUUACUCCGAAACCAAACGGAAACGCUUACUACGCAGGCUAGAUUUUCCCAUACCCCAAUCCUGCCUAUACCCCUGAUAAUUUAUGCCACAGAAAGUUGUUCAUCCGGGAUGAAAAACUCGUCACGCCUAUCCUGUAGGCAAGCCGAGAACAGCCAUCAAACCUUGAUUUUUUUUUUUUUAGAUUUCUGAUGAGGACUUCUGUAUUCUGCUCAAAUAUUUGGAAGGCUUAAAGGGAACAGCCAAAGACAAGACAAUUGAAAUGGCGGAGCAGAGAAUCGAUAGUGGCACAGGUACAUACAUGUAUUCUCUCUUUCUAAACCUGAGGUACUUUUUGAGCCUUAAAGGUUCAUGCAAACUGAUUGUUUGAUGGACUGAUAUUUUUUUAUUACUGCUUUUGCGUCAUUUGUGAUUGGCUAACUAAUUUCACGCCACUUUUUUUUAACCAAUAACAAGUAAAACGAAAGCCCUCUGUGACACUUUUUCACGCGAUUUCCCGCGUUUGACACCGCUACCAUCUUGCUGGUUUUUGAUUGGUUUGUUGGAUUGGCCGCAUAUAUUUGGUUUGUUACUUUGGGACAGCAGUACACGAAAUGUUGAUUACGUGAAAAAGUGAUAACACUACAUUGAUAACGAAGAGUAAAUUUGUACCACAAACACAAAUUUCUCUUGAUACUACUUGAAAACUCCACUUCUGAUGUUCAAUGUCAUAUUUGGAUUGAAGUUUGAAUAACGAAAUAUUAGUGUUCUGGUUCAAGUAAUUACCCCCGCCCUUCGAAUUAGAGCCCCCAUCUCGUCGAAGAAUUUAAGUUUUCGAAAGCUUCCAGGACACUAAUUUACAGUACUUUGGUUUUAGUUUUUAUGUCAGGAAAUUUAUCGAAUUUAAAACUGUGGAAACUGCCAUCAAAUUGAGAGAAGCCUAAAAAUAACCACUUAAAACAUAAAAAGAAGAUAUAAACAACACAACAAAUACAAAAAAUGAAAGAGACAAAUGGAAAAACUUAAAGAAGAUUAAAACGUAUUGCAGUUGUGAUUUGGGAAACUUGUUCAGGGCCUAACAGUUUUGUAAAGGUCGUUCAUGUUUUGUAACGUUUGAUAUAAUGCUUGGGAGACAUAACUGUUUGACAAGUUUGAAGCUGAAGUGAUUUCGUAAUUUUCAGCAGUUUCCUCUCCCGGCAGCGUUAAGUUCCCUAGUAAAUGAGGACACGUCAUUGGCAAUAUAUUAGAGACCUUUAGAUACACCGUUUUCGUGUACGGUUACGGGUAAAUUACCCGUAAACUGCCGCUUUUUAGCCCAUCCGCUUAUAAGCCCCCCCCCCGGUUAUAGGCCCACCUACAUGUAAACAAGAAAAUACAUCCGAUUAUAAGCCCAUCCGGAUAUAAGCCCCCCCGUGUUGUUACAGUUUUGAUUUUGUUUUGAAAUUUAACUGAAUUCGAUUUAUUUCUGCCUUUUUAAGGCUUCAAUUGUAAGAGUAAUAAAUUUAAAUCAUACGUCGAUCAACAGUGCUGUUGCUCAUUUCGAAACGUUUUUUUCGUCCACUUAUAAGCCCAUCCGGAUAUAAGUCCUCCCGUUUAUAAGCCCACCUAAAACCCUUUAUGAACUUGUAUAAGCCUAGGGCUUAUAAGCGGCAGUUUACGGUACCCGUUCACGUAGCCGUAAAUACGUGUAGAUUGCCUCUUACCCCGCGGGAGAAACGGGUAGGCUACCGGUUAGGAUAGUUACGCCAUUAUCGCAUCUGGGAAAUAAUGGUUGCCUUUUAUAAAACUACGAGGCAAAUAUGUUCGCUUACCCGUACCCGUACGCUUAAACGGUGUAUCUUAAGAUCAGUAUUAACACAAAUCAACUUUAAAGAUGGCCGAGACGUAGCUCCUUUAAAGCACUCAGUAAGUAAUCUUGUCUGAUAUGUACGCUGCUCACCUUGUUGCUAUUUUGUGAACAGGCGAGCAAGAUGCUGUGGUGGAAUCACGAGUGCGACAAGUUCUUCAGCUGUUAACGAAGUAAAAUUAAUUCAGCUGUUCAAGAUCUCUGCUGCCAGAUAGAAAGAACCAUUGCCCCCUGCCGUGGUACGAGCUGACGACGACCGUGAGCUGACAACCUCGUUUCCAGGAUCCUCUCCUACUCGUCCCUCAGAGCGAGAGAGCUCCGGGGGGACUUUAGGAGAGGAUCCUAGAAACGAAAUUGCAGGAGCUGAAAGUAGAACACCGUAUUUAUUCGAAUAAGCGCCCAACCUCGAAUUAGCGCCCACCUCGAAUAAGCGCCCAUCCUAAAGGCAGAAAAAGUUAAUAAGCGCCCAGCCUCGAAUAAGCGCCCACUCCACCCCACCUCCCUCCCACUCCCACUUAAACUCAAGUAAGCACCCCCCCAAAUUGAAUAAGUACUAAUAAGAGACUUCCCCGAAGACGGAGUUUUCUACAAAGUAUUUUACAGGAACCUUGCCUUGUUACGUCUUCGCGUUUUGUCAUUACCAUUUAUUGUUUUGUUGCAAAAUAAACCUACUACACUUGCUGAAAAUGCUGAAAAUUUAAUAAGCGCCCAGCCUCGAAUAAGCGCCCACUCUCAAGGUCCAAAAAUUUAAUAAGCGCCCAGGGCGGUUAAUCGAAUAAAUACGGUAGCCUGCGCACAUCGCUUUCCACGCCACAGGGAACAUUGCACGGGAAACAACCGCGCAAGAAUCAUUAGCAACAAACCUUCUAUAAUGACUGAAUCUGACAAUCUUCUGCCAAAUCAUCCUCUCACCUCCCCUCACAAUGCCCUCAUUCCUCCCCCCAAUAUCCAUGAGACAUAAGAAGACUGACCAAGACUUCGUUCCAAGGAGCUUCUCCUCGUAAUUUCCGAGCGGUAAAGGAAAUAGUCGGCUGGACUGAUUGUGGUUUUAAGAAGAAACGCUUUGAUGCAUUAACGCUUUAAUUGACUGGAUAUAACCAGACUUUUACAAUAGUACCAGACAAUAGUACACUACACAUGGCCGCGAAGGCAUGGGCUCCUUCUCCAUACUACGUAAAACUGAAACAACCUUACCAGGCAACAGACACAGAUGACAGACACGAUAGCAACUAAGUUAUCAGCUGAUUUACGCUUUGUUACGUAUGCAUUUCUUAUUCAUUGAACAAAGAAUAUUCUUCUUCUCGGCAGGACAUGUCUAUUCCACUUUAGACCGCGUCUUGUGAUACUUUUGUAAUUCACAACCUCACUUAUGAAGUAUUCUUCGUUCUAAGCAUGAAAAAUGUUGAAGUUUUCUGACUCAGUUUUUGACAUUAGCGUAACAUAAAUCAUCCGUUUAUCACUAAGAUAUCUUUCAUUUUUGUUAAAAACAUGUAGUAAAACAAUAACAAUAAAAGGGGGUGGUAGGCCUACUCGACUUUUACCUCAUGCCAAAAUGCUGCUCGUUCCAAUAAAGUUUUUUUCCUCUGCUGGGUAGAUUAUGCUCUGGAAGGUUCUACAUUUUCACUGAGCAAAUGUGAUUUUUAACCGCAUGUUUCACGGCUGAGAGGUCAUGGCACAGAUAUCGAUUUACUGUGCCGGCAGGAUUUGUCCUCUGAUGCAAGCGCAUUUUCUUUGUCUUCGUCAAGUCUUGAACAGCCAUCGUUGUUUUUUUGGAAAUUCGAGGGUCUAUUUAUUUAUUUUUGAGCGACGGUAGAAAGAUGACUCCGUCCCCAGAAACGGUGAGUGAUCUAUGAUCCGAUUUAUGCAGGCUUACCCAUUGGUAAUUACAUAGUUGGAUGCUUAAGGCUAUUUCACUUAGCGUCCAAAACCGAAAUUUCGUUUUCGUCAAAGAAAAUUCCAUCAAAAAAUAGGCAAAGAGGAAAUUUUGCCUGAUCCAGACGGUCUCCGCAAGUUGCUCAAACGUCCUUUUCAGUGGACCAAAUUCUCCACUAACGGGGGUAAAGAUGGGGGACGGGAAAGCGAAACAUUUGACAACAAAUUAAAAUUCCAAUUAAGUCUUGAAUUUAAAUAGUACAACUAAUUAUUUUAAACGAAACAUUUUUCGAAGUUCCGCCUGACUUGUAGCUCAGCCAAGAAACAAGAAUGUUUCAUGUUACUUGAGUUUGUGUGGACAAGACGGUUUUGCGCUGUGCCCGGGCCAUAAUGUCGAUAAAAACAGCUAGCUGUAUCGCAAAACUGAGUGAAGGAGACAGAAAGGUGAGAAUGGGGAUGAGGAGUCUAAUUCUCGUUUAGUAGCCUUGCCUUGUGCUCGCCUUAUGGUUUUAAGUUUGCUAAUUUCUAGCUUCUUGCUCUAAGGAGAAAAACUAUACACAUACUCUUCACUGAAUCAGUUGCACAGAAGUAUUGCCCCUGAAAGCCAUAUUUUGUGAAUUUGCAACUUACACCAUCAACAAAGCUCGUGCGGGUAGAGGAAGUAAAAAUCCAUCGGUUUAGAGCGGAUUCAUUCUGUCGAUAAAUUUGUUGAAAUUAAAGACAGUGACUGUACUUAAGUGAUCAAAAGAGUGCGACCCUUCUAAUACUUCAACGUUUCCGCUUAAAGAGACUUGCUCGAGGAUGAUCUUAUUUUAAAAUGAUUAUAAUUGAAAUAGUGGUAUGAUUGUUAGAUUUUGUGAUCAUAGCCGCGGUUAAUUGAUUCGGCCAUGCUUGAGAAGGGCGACAGGUUGCUUACAAACAGACCUAAUCCACGACAAUUGCCAGAAAUUGCGUCACUCAUAGCUGAGUUAUUGGCACCUCACAUGUUGGAGAGAAACGCUUGCAAACAUCUUCCUUUAAACACGCUUUUAAACUAAAUAGCCGAUUAAAAAGAAUAGACAGAUCGAUUUUACAUGGCUCUUAGCCAAGUGGAACGUGAUUAAAAUUGUAAGUUUCAAAGGCUUUUUAAAAUAACUUUAGCAGGUUCUCAUUUUGCCGUCUUGUUUUGGCAGCAGACAGUUUGUGUCAUACAGGACGGAUCCGAGUAAACUUGUAAAUAGGCAAACGGGAAGUCUAGCUACAGGGGCAUCCAACGACUCUUUUCUGUAAAAUAUCUGUUCGGAGAAGGAAAAUUGCCGAGAAUUUUCUCUAGCUUGAGUGAAGGCUAAAAAAUUCUAGAUACGGACCUUUCCAUUCGUGUAUAAUUUCCGAAGGUUAUCUAUUGAAUUCCGUACGAUUUUCUUAAGUUAAUUUCUCGCAUUUCACUUCCCAGGUUAAGCUCUUUUUUAGAGAAAGAAAUCCUAAAAUUUUCGGAUUCGAAAAUGUGAUGGGAAAGGAAUACUGAAAAAUUCUCACUUUUGAAAACGUUCAAUAGCAUAUAAAACGUUCGGGAAAAUAACACGGAAGCCCUUGUAAUUUCGAGAAGACGCAAGUUGCCCUGACCGAACAGAUAUAAAUUUAUAGCGCCGCUUAAAAUGCAUUUUUAGAGAUCCAAGAGUACUCUGGAUAGCCUAAGGGCCUGUUUACUUGGAUGUGGAGGACCCCAUGUCCAGUAGAUAGGUGAGGUAACAUGUGGCGGGUCACCCCACCUAUCAUGUAUAACGUGAUCAAAUUAAAAUGAGAGAUUGUAUCCCCCACCUCCAUGUAAACAGGUCCUAAAAAGCAUUUUCAAUGCCGUCCGGUUAGCUCAGUUGGAAGAGCGCCGGUCUGCUGACCGGGGGGUCGUGAGUUCAAACCCCGGCCGGACCAUCAACCAAGGUCUGUGAAAAACUGGUGAGAUCAUGCUAGCUGUGAAACUCCUUUCUCAGUUCAGAGGCGGUGACCUUGUCGCCUUCAUCCCUGUACUUCAGUUGGAAGAGACGUAAAAGAACCCGUGACAUUGUUCGAAAAGAGUAGGGGACGUAGGCUCCGAUGUCAUGGUCUAUCUGACUUGUGCUGUCUUUGGUCUGGGUGGGCGUGGUGUGAUCAAAACAUGGACUGAAGUGGGUGCAAGAGUGCGCCUUUACAUGCUGACGUCCGAUCUCACCUCUCUGGUUCCUCCGCAAUUCAGCCAUUGGCUGCAAGUGAGGAAAGUUGGUACCGCAUAUUUUUUUCAAGGAAGAACCGUCGAUGGGUGCCCCUGUAGCUAGCGCUCCCUUUGCUUUUACGAGAACGCACGUGGAACUGGAAUAUAUGUGACAAUCCGAAGUAUCUCGAUCCUUAUCAGUCCUUAUGGCACAGCCUCGUCCCCAGGUCUUCUCGUUUUCCAAUAUGGCGGUGGCAUAUUGCUUCUUGCAUUAAGUGAUUCAAAAGAUAUGCGACGUGACCAUUUUUUUUUAAACCCUUGCAGACUAACCUGACCUUAUGAAAAAAUUUCGAAAACGCUAUGUUCAAAGAUUUACAGUAAAUGACAUUGAAUAUUUACAACCCUACCAAACGACUAUGUGGGAAAACGUCACGUCAAAGGCCAACUGUAGUAGCCCGGGGGGAGGGAGUACUCCCUUAUAUAAGCCAUAUAGGUAUGUGCCACCCCAUCGGGUAGGGUUUUUGCGCCGUUUUAGUCUGAAAACGGGUAUACACUUUGCCCAUUUUGGUCUGGAAUCGGGUAUGGUUUUCGAGGGAACUACGAGAGUGUAUGAACGUAUUUACCGUUUCAAUUCCAAAUGAGUAAGAAAGAAGGAGAAAUAUGCGAAUUCGAAACGGAUUUGAAUAAUUUUUUUGUUUGCACUCUAAUCUAAGUAAUGAUAACAUAGUUUCUAACUAAAGGCCAGGUCUGAAAACGGGUAUGGAUUUUAGAGGUCUUGUCUGAAAACGGGUGUGGAUAAUUACAUUUUUUGGUCUGAAAUCGGCGUGAUCCGGAUUUGAAGAACCGGGCGGCACACCCCCACCAAGAAUUCCAAGAAGUACCCCCCCCCCGGGUGUAGUAGUCUCUAUUUUUCAAAACUAAAGCAACUGUAGAAUUCGAGUUCAUCAUUCGAUACAAACAAAAGUAGCGAUAGAAAAGGGUGCUAAAUACUCAAGUAACAAGGGUUGUUUUUGUUUUUUUUUCUCGAAAGUACGGUAGUCCGGAGGCUUUUGUUAUCCUUCACUGAGUUAACUGUCUGCAAUGCCGGAAAAAAAACCGUUUCUUUAUAUUCGUAUUGUCUUAACUGCCAUUUUUUAUUUUAUUUGUGAGGAUGAUCCCGUCUUGGAAAUAGUUAAAAAUCUCUCCAACGUUUUGGGGAUUCAAGGUGGCAGUUACGCGAGCAGAAUCAUUCUGGAACAAGAAAAAAAAAAAGCCUGUAGGCUUGUACAGACUAUAAUAUCAUACUCAGAGUACCACAUCAUUUUAGUUCCUGAUCAUAAUAAAUUUCCUUACUUGUGUGCAACAGAUAGGCUUAUCAUUUCUCUCGUUGUGUACCUUUAUUAAAAAAAAUAGUUCCACAAAGAUAACAAUUUUACGGUUUAACAUCCGCACGCGUUCGAAACCGAGGAUUUCUCUAAUUUUUCGUUGAAACAUGAUGCACUUAGCGGCGGCGGAUCGAUUUAAUGUUCUUGAUUAAAACAGUAGAGAGGAAAAGAUAAAGACAUGACUUAUUUCUGUAGAUCUGUGUAAAUUGACGUAAUAUAACGACGCAAAUAGGUACUAAUAAUAUUGCCAGAAAUUAAAUUUAAAGGGCUGCAAAAAUGCGGGGGCGACAACCUAUAUAAAACAUGUCAGCUAUUAAGCGGGUCUUAUUUCUGUUAUUUCUUUUAUUCUCUCAUUAAAAGAACCAAUCCUCUGAGAUUAUUUGCUUAUUUUUGUUUCUUUUUAGUCUUCGAACAAAGUUUUCUCUUUUGCAUUGGCGUAAAACGAGGAAAAUCUUGGUGCUAUAGUUUUUGUCAGCUUCACAAUUUCUUGCAGUUUCUCUGAAUAAUUUGACUGGAAGUACCCACGCAUUUAUUUUUCGACGUCAUAUUGACGUCAUAGCGCAGCAGUUAUUGGAUAAGUCAGUGUGACGUCACGCCAGUUCUUCUCCGAACGGCAUUAGCAGCAAAAAUGGCGUCGAAAAAGGAGGAUGGAGAUGCAGCAGCGCUGAGACAGUGUGAAGUCUAUGUCGAAAAACAUAAUAUUCAAGCUAUUCUUAAAGACUGUAUCGUGCAGCUGUGUAUUAAGAAGCCGGAUAACCCACAUAGAUUUUUUCGAGAAUAUUUCGAAAAGCUAGAGAAGGUGUGUUGUGUUUUUAGCUCCGUCCAUAAUCGAAGCUUUGUUCCACCGACAUUUUCUUACUGGUAUUUCUCCAUGAUAUUUGCCUUAGAAGCCCGGUAGACAAAUAAACAGCAGGCCAAGAACCUUAUGUAUUUUAUUUCCGUUAGGAACAUGAGGCAGAGCCGCAAGACUAUAGCGAACCUGAACAAAACCAUGAAAUCGAAGAUCACCUCGGGCCUGUUGGCGGCUUUCCUAAAAUGAAGCGUCGCGGUGCUGUGAGCGCUGGGCCAAUUUCUGAAGAUGAAGCAACGUCGUACGUGAAAAAGGUAAUUUAGACGAAGAUUUUUUAUUACAUCUUUGAGAAAACUGAGCAUUAUUAUUUUCAAAAAAACAAAACUGAUGAUGGUUGACUUGAAUGUAGGUUGUUCCGAAAGAUUACAAAACCAUGGCUGCCCUUUCGAAGGCGAUUGCGAAGAACAUCCUAUUUUCUCACCUGGACCAAGAAGAAAGGAGGUCAGUGCGAUGAAAAUAUCACAGCUUUUAAAGCUACCUCUUCUUAAGAAAAAUGGCUGAUCGUAGUUAACGAAUGAUGUUUUUCUAUUCGACAGCGAUAUCUUCGACGCCAUGUUCUUGGUGAAACACAGUGCUGGGGAAACUGUAAUCCAUCAAGGUUAGAAUACAAACGCGUUGAUAUUUUUUAAGAUAGUUCUGUGUUGACUUGACUUUUACAUCUUACCUAUCACAAAACGUCCCUUCUCAGAGGAUUGUACAGGCCAACAGUCUUGUUCUGUAUCGAUUUUCUUUUUUGUACAGUACGCUGUUAUCUACAUUUUUUAGUUUUAUAAUGUUCUGUAUGCAGUAGAGCGUGUUGCACUGGAGCUCGACGUUUCAGUACCUCAACCAAAUUUUCUUUUUUGCCGUUUUAGGCGACGAAGGAGACAACUUCUACAUCAUUGACAGUGGCGAAGUUGAUGUAAGCAUAAGUAUUUCUCUCGUCUGUUUACAUAUCUUCAGGUAGCUGUAAACAGUUGAUGGAGCGGUAUUACCUCACACAAGACAUUCUUUUUUUUCACCUUAGCCUUUCAAGAAUCCAAAGUUCUAUUCAAAUUUGUGUGGAGAAACAAAAAUUGGAUUGAAAUUGCCAAGACAUUGAAUUUUUGCUGACAAUUGCUAUAAUAUCAAUAUAUUUCGUGUUACAGUUUGUUUCUUGUCUUUUCUUUUCCUGGUAUUUUUUAUCAUAUAGGCUCAUAUUGGUGAGAGGGAUGAUAUCUCAUGUUGGUUUAUACAGUAAAACAUGUACAGAACAAUGCUUUUUUAGCACAGAAACCAUCUUUAGUUGUUGGAUUUGUUUUGACCGAGAUAUUCCAAGUCCAUGUGAUGCCCUUCCAUAUUUGAAAUCAGGAGCUCUUAAACAGUCAUCUUCCUUUUCUAUCCCCUUCCACUUCUCAGGUUUAAAGGGACAGGGUCAUGGUUCAGCGCAUGCUCAUUGAUUAAAUCACCUGUCCAAUUUAUUAUUAAUUCUAUUGGUUAAUAAAGCCACUCACAAGUAUCUCAGCGAUGUCAGAGUGUAUUUGAAAGUUGAAGUGUAUUUCAGAAACACUUGAAGUAGGAUGGAGGAGUACUAAAAUUACCAACAUUGAACUCAUUGUUGACCCGAAGGUUUUAUUCCAUGGUUGAUUAAUUUACAGCUAUUUGCAAAUAUUUAAGUUGGUCAAGUGCAAGUGACUGCCAGGGGAUUGUGCAGAUUGGUUCUUCGACAACAUCAUGGCAUGAUCGUAUUGAUUGCAUAGAUGAUUACAGCAUGCCCCCGCAGAAAAAGAGCAUUUUGAUUAAUGAGCAUGCGCUGAACCAUGAACUUAUCCCUUUAAACUUACAGUACAACCCGAGAAUAAUCAAGUACUUUUUUCCUUGACAUCGAAAUUUAAAGAAAAGCUUGGUUUUACAAUUUUCCAAUUCUGUGAUGUGAUAUGUGAUGAAUACAAAAGAAAAUUAAUGUUCUUCAUCCUACUUGACUAAAAUACUACCCUGUGAGCAGAGGCUACAUUUUCGCUGUGUGAGCUGGCAUGCGAAAAGUAGCCUCUGUCGACAACUGUUUAAUUUUCUAUCUUGCAUGUGUGAAAUUUGUCACACGAUUUGCAAGCAAAAUUAAUCGUCAGGUCUGUUGUCAAAUGGUGCGGGUUUCAUGGGAAUGAAAAAAUUGUGACAACUCUGAUCUGCUAUGCAAGACUUAAGCUAGACUCAUCCAAUGCUCUAAACCGGUCAAGAACAUGAAAAAACCUGUUUUUUAAAUUUAUUUGUCCUGAUUUCUGGACAGAUUUGCCUCCUACUGAUGAACAGUUGGGACACGUAGAUAUAUUUUUUAGCAACUACUAUAAUUUGCAGUCUGUCUACUUUGAAUUGCAUGGUUGUUGGUGGAGGCUACUUUUCGCACGACAGCUCACAAAGGGUACUAAACUACCAGCUAGCUUUAUGACUCUCUCCAGGUCAGGGCAAUAUUUUUAAUUGAAGGGAGGAUAGUAAAGUCUCGUUAAUGCUUCAUCCAAAAAGGCUUUGAGAAUUUGGUGGUACUAAUGUUACAGUCCCAUCAAUGGGCUUUGAAAAUGACCAAAUGUUUCUAAGUUUCGGCUGAAAGAUUGAAGUCGCCAAUGGCAACAAGUCGUGUAAACAGGGUGGAUUCAAGGUGUACUUUUAGUGUUUCUCUAUACUGUGCAGGUGGCCUAUGGAAGGUUUAUUUUAGGCAACUUCAGGAGUGACUAUUUAUUUUCUAUUUGGAAGGGGGAUACAUUAGGAAGGAUUUGAAAUUUCUACUGUGUACUACAACCCCCAGCUUGUACCAAUGUGCUGUCAUGAAUUCACAGUAUAACAACCUUGGGAUGUGCAUUUAGCUAUUUGCAAACAUUAUUACAGUGAGAUGUAAGAUAAAGUGGGCCCAAGCAUGAACAUGAUUUCACCAUCAAGGUGGAGAAAUGAAGAAAAUGUGGGAUAUAAAAUUCUCUUAUUCCUUGUGUUACAACUUCCAUGUAGCAUUUUUCCUGCAAGAGUGCAAUCAAGAAUUUGUUAAAAUAGUAUUUUUUUUGCUAGGUGUUUGUUAGUGACGAGUAUGUCUCUACCAUUGGGGAAGGAGGGAGCUUUGGUGAGCUGGCUCUGAUAUAUGGCACUCCCAGAGCAGCAACUAUUAAGGUUGGUGAUACUUAACUUACUUAUGAUACAGUACUGGAUUCCUAAGAUCUAAGUUUUGAGAGGCAAGGCAAGGCAAGGCUUCAAGUGACUCCUGAUCAAUCAUCAAAUUCUCUGUUUGAUGAAGUUAGAUGGAGAAGUUAUGACAUCAUUAGUGGGAGUCACAUAGGGGAAUUUUUUAUUUCUUUUGUAAGUGCAUUAAGGUCUUAAAAUAGAAAGAAGUCGUUACAUCAUGUUGCCUUGGUAGCAAAAUUUUUCAGUAACCACAAAUCAAAACGUCACUUAAAAAGUGAAUUUUUCUGGGUUGAAUCCAAAAGGACCGUAUCUAAGUGUAGAAAAAGAGAAAGAAAAAUUUGUGUUGUGUGUGCCUACUCCUUAAAGCGGGUGCUUGUAAUUAGGAAGUUCCAUGUCACAGUCGUGCAACAAUGGCUAAGAAAUGUACAAAAAAGCAUAAUGCUCAUGCAAAGUUGUUUGCCAAUCUAAACCCAUUGCUUUUUUGCUAUCUGCCUUCGCUAUUGCAAAAACUCCCUGUUGGUGUGUGGGGGGGGGACAGGGGGGUGACAACCUCCCACUUCCCGUACCCCGUUCUCCCACCUCCCGUACCUUUUUGUUCCUUUGUCUCCCGACUCCCGCCCUUUACUGUAUUUUUCCCGUCAUCAUGUAAAUUAAAAAGAUCAGAAGCCCGGGUUUAGUGUUAAAGCUGUAGGGUAAUUUGCCAAAGGUGAAAAUUGUUACAAGUCAGUUUUCUUAGUUUAACUGAGUUUUCACUAACCUGGUUAUCUAGGUUUGACCACCGCUUCUGACAUCCCACUACAGCGACAAUAGUCUCAGUCCACUGUGCAGUGUAAUAGCUAUUGCAGUUAUCAAAGAUGCAUUAACAUGCAUUUAGGAAUCCUGAAAUUACGGGGAUCAUGCCAAAAUGAAGUCGAAGGGCCAGACGUUACGGUAGAGUUCAGUACUCCUGUCUAGUUCCCAGCGUCUAAUUGUACUAAUUGCAUAUCCACGGCGGUUAGUUUUCGUUAUUUUUCGUAAGUAGUCGUAAGCUAUAAAAACUGACUUCAACGAGACAAUAAUUGCAUGUUCGUUAACCGUUUGCCUUUUAAGAAAUAAGCGUUGACAGGCCAAACACGACUCAUAAGCUCGUGAUAAUGUGAAACGUGACCUUGAGAGUCUGCUUGAACAGUGGUUCUCUUUCUUUUUUCUCUCGCGCGAAGGUUACUAGCACUACACAGUGCAAGACGUGUAGCAUUCUAAACUUUGACUGAGUAAAUCUUGUUUUUGCCGUACUAAGUCUUGUAUUUAGAGGUCAUGAAGCAGGUUUGUUACAUGCAUACUGAGUAAUCAUUUCCUGUGGUUUAUGCUUCUGUACUGGGUGUCCCUGACGUGUACAUGUGUCACGCCACCUCAUUCAUGAGGACUCGUGACCUAUGAUGUAACCGACUUGGAAAGGUUUCCAAUUUCACCGGAAGUAAUGCUCUUUUUUCUAUCCCGAGUGCGAAUUUACGUUUUUUGACUUUUCUUGCAUUAAAAUUUUGAUUUAGGGCCUCGGAGAAAGUUAAUUGGAAGUCAAGAAAAGUUGUUGGGUUCGUUUCUUUGACUGGAUGAUGAGCAGUGACAAUUAACAAAAGCUUGCCUUUUGGAAUUUCUCUCCCGCUUCCCGCCAUCAUAGAGAUCCCGCUUCCCGCCCUUUCUUCUCCCGUCUCCCAUACCCCUCCCGCCCCCCUGUCCCCCUCCACUGGUGUGAUCCAGAAAUUCUGCUGCCAUGGUAAUGUGAGGUCACACUUCUCUCUAUUCCAGUAAUUUUUUUAAUUGCAUUAUUGGCUUGGACAGCCUGUGUUUUUGUGAGUUACAUUAACAUUAGCCUUGGCAUUAUUUCACUGUGUUGAAAAUCCUGAUUUGAUGCAGUAAUUUGUUUGUGUUUAUUGUGUAACAUCCAUCUCAUAAGUUUAAAUGCCUUCACCUUUCCUCCAUCCAGUCCAAGACUGAUGUGAAGCUCUGGGCCAUUGAUCGAGUAACUUAUCGGCGAAUAUUGAUGGGAAGUCAGAUUCGAAAGAGAAAGAUGUAUGAACAGUUCCUAGAAAAAGUCAGUAUCCUUGAAUCACUCGACAAAUGGGAGAGGCUCACUGUCGCUGAUGCUCUGGAGGCUGUUACUUAUGAGGAUAAUGAAAAUGUUGUGGUCCAAGGAGAACACGGGGAUGAGUUCUACAUAAUUGUUGAUGUGAGUUAUUUCUUCAGUGCUUUGCUUUAUAAAUAUAAUCAUUUACAAUAACUGAGCAAUUUUUCACGCAUUUAUUGGUCAAGAGCUAUGGUCAGUAAGAGUACAGACCAUUGAAAAAACAUAUGUGAUGGUGGUGAAAUUUGUUUUCCCUUUCUUACAUGUGCAAUUUUCCAAGAAAUCUCAGUGGAAAGGGAGAUUGAGAACUGUCACUAAUUAUAAUAAAGAAAUCAGUUUGAAGUUUGAAGUUAAAGUUUAUUUAUUCAUCAAUACAUAGCAGUUCGAAAACUGAAUUGCACAUUUAUGUUACAUAAUAAAGUUGCCCAGAGCUACUGUAUUUUUUGCUUACAAGGUGAAGCAUUUUUUCUAUGCAAGUUUGCUUGAUUCUAAAUCUGUUGUAAUUUUGGGGUGCAUCUUAUAACCAAGUUUUAGGCAACAAAACAAAAUUGAGGCAAAUUUUUUACUCAAAAAGCUCUAGCUGCUCAUCCUUUUCUUUGUUAUUUGUUUUUAAAGGACUAACGAAUCAUUUUGCAUUCGAAACAAACCAUCUGGCAUUGAUCGCUUUGAACUGAAUGCUGAUGCUAGGUAACCAGGCAAAUUUUUGAGCACGUGCUUGACCUUGUUUAAACUGGAUUACCAUUUCAGUCAUAAAAACUGCUAUCAAUAUGGGUCCUGUGUAAAAAUAAAUGAAUAAGUAGAUAACCUUUUUCACUGUUGUUCACAUAGGUGAAUGGUGGUAAUCAGUGUCUUUGGAAUAGUUAAGGUGCCCAUCGCCAAAAAUCAGCAGCUGUGCCUUAUAGCUGGGUAUUUGGCUGUUAACUUAGAAAAAUCGCGUGGAAUAGUUUGUGGUACGUCUUAUAACGAGUGCACCUUUGUGUACAGGGAAAAAAAUAAGGUCGGGGUAUUCUCACAGAAGCCAAUAAUUUCGGAAUCCUGUCAGGGCCACACAACUUAGAAGGAUUGAGUUAUGAUGUCAACAAUUUCCCAUGGUCUGUACUCUUAUCAAUCAAGCAAGUGACGUUAACAUGUUCCCCUGUUAAAAUGUUUAAAACUUUGCGAUGUAAACAGUCACCUGUGAUUCAUGGUUCACUUGAGUUUUGAACAUGUUGAUUGUUGUUCAUUUGUUUCCUUUCUAAUAAGUUAAGAUUUUUUGAUUAACAAAGUUGUUUUGUUAUUUUUUCAUUAACACUAUAGGGAGUAGCUGUGGUUUUGCAGCGUAGAUCACCAAAUGAAGAUUACAUCGAAGUCAGCCGCCUAGGUCAAUCAGACUACUUUGGUAAGUGGAAUAUUCUAAACUAUGGUGGUGCCCUCUUGCAGGAUCGACAUGGGUAUCUUCUUUCCAUUUUGCUGAUACAUAAAGCUGCUUCAUGGCUCUACCCUCUUUUAAGGCACCUGCCCCAACCUGAUUUAUUGUUGAUGAGUUUAACUCGACCUUGUCCAAUUCCCUGCUUCAGAAACUGUAGGGAGAAUGCUUACAAGAUUUUAGUGCAAUGAUUUCUGGUAUUAUUUGGGUUUGGCAUUUGUUAUGAUUGGUUUGUUAGCCCAUCAAAACUAAUGCUUGUCCACCUUAAUGAUCCCAGAUGUUUUUGUACUGAAAGCUUGUUUCUGGAGUGGGAAAUAUUGUUUUUGCCAGUGAAACAAGAACAUAAAUUUGAGUCUUACAUUGUUCUAAAGAAGUGUUCUUCAACUUACAAGGGUUUGUAAAUUAAGCUGUAUGUGACAUGACUUGAAUACAAUAUCUGUUCUUGUAGGUGAAAUAGCUCUGGUGCUUAAUCGACCUCGUGCUGCAACAGUGCGAGCAAAGGGAACCCUCAAGUGUGUCAAACUGGACAGGCAGCGGUUUGAACGAGUGUUGGGUCCAUGUAUUGACAUCCUCAAGAGAAACAUUCAACAAUACAACAGCUUUGUCUCUUUAGUUGUGUAAAAACGUUAGCAUAUCAAGUAAAGAAAUGUGUGAAAAAGAGAUGCAUUGCAUAAAACAGAUAUACAGUACUUAAGAUACCCUGUUGGUCAUCUCAAUACUAUGACAGUUGGGUCAGGGUCAUAUAAAUAUGUUUUUUAAGUUAUUAAAGUUUGAUUUGAUUAAUGUCUGUCAAAAAAAUGGUUUCCCCAUUGUUCAGCAUUGCUUUUCUCUUUUUUGUUCUUGUUGUUGCUAGAAAGGAAACUUUAUUUUUUGGAUAACAGCUCAAGCUCUACUAUGUGAUGAAAGCUAUGCAAUGUCUGCUUCAUUUACUGUUGUAUUUAAACUUUUGUUUCUUUGGUUUUUUAAACCCUUAUGUAAACUGGGGCAUGUAAUUACUUGUAAAAAUAUUUUACAUGACAGUUUCAAAAAUGUGCAAAAGUUAAAUGUACAUGGACUUGUUUGCAAUAGAUUAAUUAUGAACACAAAGUGAUUAUAUCGGCAGAAGUAUAGACAAGAAAGCGGUGAUUUCCUUAUCGAGUUUUAACAUUUUGUUAGUGUAAAAGACCAAUAAGAAGAACUUGUGAUCAAAGUCUACUAUCACUGCAGUGUGCAUUAGAGUUCUUCAGUGUAUUAUUAAUAGGCUUUACUUGUAGCUUACAGUGUUUAAGUUGUUUCUGAAUAUUAUUUAUUUAAGUUUUAUCGUGGUUUGUUCAAAUAUGGUAAACAUGUGCUAUGUGACUUAGUAAUUUAAAAUAAAAAUAUCUAUAUCAAAACAUGAUUGAAUUUGGUGUUGAUAACUUUACAAAAAAAAAACUUAUAUUGGCAUGCAUAUCAUUAAUCCUAUACUGACAGUUCUCCAUACUUUUGAAAUAGUUAUGGGGCCUGCAAAGGGGGAUUUGUAUAAAAAGUAUGAGGCCUCAUGAGGCCUUGUACACAAGUAUCCAACUAUUUUUGAAAACAGCACCACU
Molecule: messenger RNA, 18044 nt
Organism: Porites evermanni
Lineage: Eukaryota; Metazoa; Cnidaria; Anthozoa; Scleractinia; Poritidae
Source: the annotation of a GenBank genome assembly